Xyrichtys novacula (pearly razorfish) is the source of this 7447-nucleotide messenger RNA. NCBI's taxonomy places the organism in Eukaryota, Metazoa, Chordata, Actinopteri, Labriformes, Labridae. The record is from the annotation of a GenBank genome assembly.
GCUAUCUCUCGCCCGUCCUUCCUCAAAAUACCCCGAGGCAAGCCUGCUCACGCAAAACAAGCCCAGAUUGGAACUGCCAGUGUGACUUUGUUUGAUGCUCCACCCUUUCCUGAGCUUUUCGAGUAGGUCCACACCUCACAGCCAGCCCUCACAGAAUCUCCAGGUGAGACUAGAGACGCUAAACAUUGACACAAGGACAGCUGGGACACGCUCCCUCUCCAAAGUUAGGAGAGACGUUAAAAAACAUCUGUGUCUAAGGUAAGGUGAUUUUUUUUUUAAAUGUUUUAAAUAGUACUAGAUCUAGAAAAUGUUUUCAAACGUGGGUGGGUUUGGGAAUUUUAGUCUGAUUUAAACUGAAGAGUGGGAUUGGAGAAGACAGAGUAAGAGACAGGGACAGUAAAAGGGCAGGAGGAUUACUCAUGUGUUCCUUUUUUUAACCAUACACUGAGGGAAGAUCCUGUGUGUCAAGGAAAAAAGCUCAACCUCAGUACAUACAAAAGAAUGAGAUUUGUAAAGACAGAUAACUCGUAGCGCCAGGAAUAAAACUAUACAUGGAUUUCCUGAGCUUCACUCCUCCGGCUGAUUCAUGUUCCCUUGAAAAAAAAUGGAAUAAAGUCAGGUUGAAGGCAGAAAGAAAAGUGAGUUGUGCAAAAUGACAGAAAAAGAAUGAAAAGCAGGAGCUGGGACUGAGGAGAAUAAAGGAGACAGAAAAAAGCAAACGCAGAACUUCAACCCCACCUUGUUAGCCAGGAGCAUUGACUCACACUGACAAAGAAGUUGGUUGGCAGAUAGAGAAGUAUUUGCGACUAGCUGAACCUGUAGAGCAAGUCAGAGAGCAGGCGAGGAUUUAUCUGUUUUAGAUGAGCUGGUUAUGUACCCAAGGUGUAAACAGAAUGCGCCAAGGAUAGAGAGGAAUUCUGUCAGUUUCAAUAGGGUUUUUCUACCCAGGAGUGAUUAUAUUUGAGUGAUGCUACCUCACUUUAUUGACAUUGAUUUCCCCUCAUGAUAAUCAAAACUCAUACACUUUUUGUAAUUGCCAAUAAUGUGCUGAAAACCCACACUUAUUGGAAUCAAAUCAUCACAAAACUCAAGGUUUUCUCAUUUGAGGAAAUGCAAUAUUUCCCCAUCUGCCACAACAAAGAGAAAAGACAAAUACACAGCAAAGAGAUAGACGAGGCCGGCUGCUGUCGGCAGGGAAGGCAACAUUGCAAUCUAGAGUAAAUAGAAAAACAAAUUGUGGUCCAGCUUUGCCAUCUCUCAGAGACAAGAUAUACUGUUGACUCCGAGGUGUUUUUCUUCUUUCCCGUGUGAAGCUGAUUGUCACCUUAAAGUUCGCGUCGCCUCGGAGUGCAUUUGUUUAAAAUUGAGGAAGAAAUCACGCUGAUAAACUGCACGCUCUGUUUGUCUGUGGGAAAUAAUGAGUUUUGCUGUACAUUGAUUUCUGUCAGAGUGUUUGUGUCUGAACAUGCGUUCCCUGGAUUUGCCAGGCCUCUACUGCAAGAUCCAAGAAUGGUUCAAAACAAGGAUGCAUUUUAGGAGGACUGCUCCAAAAAAUGCUUUAUAAGAUAAAUAAAAGUGGCUUUAUCAUCCACUCAGGAUGAAAAGGUAAAGUGAUUGAACCUUUUUGAGGUUCAGUCCGUUAUAGUGCGAAUCUGCAGCCGCUCAUUGAGUCAAGUCUGUUUUAUGCCGUGUAAUUUAAUACUGAAGAAUGCUGGAUGAGAGAGAAAAAUAGCAACUGAUUUGACAGCUCAAUUUGUCUACAGUGAUGCUGAAGGAAAGUGUUUCUGAAUUCAAAAUGCUGCGGAUUAGACGAGACAGAGCCGAAAUGGAACAGUGAACAGCGCGUCUGUUAUCCAGCUCACUCUGUGUCAGGCUGUGAGCGUUCGCCAGAAUGAGAUGUAAAUGCAUAAGAGGUGGCUUUUUUUCUUCCUGCUGCUGAAAAGAAAUCCUGCAAAAAAAAUAUUUGCCUUUAAGUAGCGCCGUGGACUCCAAUUGUGUUUACACUUUCAUAACAAAAUCAAAUAUGUAUGUGAGUGUUUUUUUUUCCCACAUAAUUGACAACUACAUCUGUGGUACCACAUAUCCCAACUCCAACUAAACCUGUGACACCUGAAAUCUCCAGAGAGAGACAGAAAAUGCAGAAGAAGAAUACAUUAUGUUACCAAACACACAGAGGAAAACCGAGCUGGCUGAAUGUGCAGGUGAUCUAUAAGCACUCUGUCUUCAAAGUCCAACCAUGAUCAGGCCAUUAAGUCCAGAAGGUAAUAUUUCAGCUAAAACUCCCCUCCUCCUCCUUCAGAGCGCAGAGCCAUGGAACGAUCAUGGCAUGCUUAAUAUUCACGACGGAAUCCCCUAUAACAGUCCUUUAAAGAUGAAAGACUGCAAAAAGACAUUAGGGAUUACAGAGAGCACCCACACUGUGCAAAUAGCUGACUAAUAGAGUGCAGAGUAUUGGUUUGUCCUUUCAGCACAGGGAGGCUUCAUUGAUGACUACCUCACUGAUGUAUAACGAGUCUGGAUUGAAAAGGCGGCCCUGUUUGCGAACGCGGAUCAGGUAUGACACAGGCAAUGAUUGGGAAAAUAAUGUCUGGCUGAUUUGUUGCCUCACAGCGGAUCUCUGUUACAAAACAGUUUUUUGUUUGCGGCACAGGAAAAAGGACCUCGUUACUUCAUAGUGUCUGACCAAUAAAACUACCUCACGGUAUAUGUAAAUUUAAAAGGUACAAUUAAUUGAAACGUUUUCUAUCAAUAGAAUGUGUCAAUAGAAUUAUCUAUAUCUAAAAAAUCAUGUAGCGCGCAAAAUAUUCAUGCCACCCAACUCCACCCAUCUCAUGCAAAACAUUGACUGUAGGAAGCAAGAUUCCCCCUGUGACUGGCACUAAUACAUUACACUGGUGGUGACUAAAGUCAGAGACCAGGAUCUGCUGUCAAGGCUGCUGUAUAGACAUCCUUCCCCUUCACAACACAUUUAACUUAUCGCUGAAACAGGAAGGAUUUCUUGGGCCUGUACAGACCAAGGCAGAACAGCCUCUUAAGUUUGUUUGGAAAAUAACUUUCAAAAAUAGGAAGUACAAUGUUCCUCAUGUUCAUUAGUUUUGAGAAUAACUUACAAAAAUGGAAAGUACAAUGUUCCUCAUGUUCGUUUGGUUUCUAUCAUUCUUGUUGUGCCACCUCUACCUCUACCUGAUGGUACAACACUGCUAAAAUAACAUUUGUCAACAAAGGUGUCAAUCGUGGCGUUACACCUUUUGUAUGACAUUAAUUAUAUAAAACCCCAAACUAAAUAGACAACUCUAAACAAACCAGCUGGAUGUAAAUUGACUAUAAAAAGAGAAUCCAUGUCUGGGGAGAAUAAAAAAAAACAAAUUUGAUGUGUUUUUAUACCGUCCCAUCUGUUGAAAUGUGGCAUGGUUUCUGGCUCAUGCUGCAGUCAGUCAUUUAUGGCUUCUUGGAUAAGGACUUUACCUCAAGGGUGCCUAUAUCUAAAGCAUCAUUUUAUAUAAUCCAUGGCAGGAAUAUCAGUUUUUGUCAACAGUUGCGCAGUCACCUUUUGAGCUCUCGAGUAACUCUGUCGAGUCUUAGUUAAUAACCCGGAUGGUUUAGUUGCAGUGUCAUCAGGUUUGGACUUGGACUUAAAGACUGUCAGUGUAUUACAAGAAGUCUGUGUCAUAAGCAGGGGGUAGAUAUUGGUGGUUGCCUUGCAGUUUUUAUUUUGUAAAUAAAACAUAUUAUGUAAGGCAAGCAGAACAAUAAUAAGUCACUUUUCAGUUAUGAGAAUUCUGCUGUCCUCAUCUUGAUUCAUUAGGAGCAAGAGCAACCAUAUCUGAUCUGUAUUUGGCUUUGGAGAUGAUGAUCAGCAGUCUGUCCUCAGUUACAGGAGGCCACUCCCUGAAAUGCCACUACAGACGUCGAUGUUUAAAAAAAAGCAUAGAGCAGAAUCUUAAAAGACAUAAACACUGAGACCACAGUUGAGAUAAUAACCAUAUUGAAGAGUCGUGUCAUGAAACCCUGUCUGUAAAGUUUUAUUCACCCUGGUUGUGAUUAUAACCUUGAGAGGUUCCCCCUGCCGGCUAUUUCUCGUGUACUUUCAUGUUGGUCUCAUCCAAGAAACCAGUUUUUACAUUUUACUUUUCCUGGAAUUUCAGGAACAUUAAUUCCAGACAUAUCAGCCUCUACAUUCAUACCAAAUUAGAUCACUGUAGCAACGAGCCGCAACCUUUGUUCUUCGCCGUUUAGAAAUGCAGCCAGCGUGGGAGUGUGAGGAACUACAGUUUCUCUCGUGUACUUGAGGGCUGGUUCCAAAGCUCAGGAGACCCAAUUAAAAUAAACCACGUGAAAAUGUCAAUUUUUACAGCAGGAACAACAACAACAAAAAAAGUUGUCAAUCUGGCGUUAUAAAUGGUUUUGGUUCUAGUAUCAGGUUUCGAUAUUCAUACAUUAUGUAAGUUUCAUAACCAAACGUUUAAGGCUAUGAGUUUUGAACAAAUAGGUGUGAUUAGGGGCACGGCUUACUAAACUUGACUGACAGGUGGACACACUGUGGCUGUCAGCCAGGAGGCUUCAGGCAACUUAACCUCGCCUCUUUGCCUUUUUGCCAGGCAGACUGAAUCUAAGGUAGAGUCAGCACUUUUAAUAUGGCAGCUGCCAUUGUUAGAUUUCAUAACUCUGCUUAAGUAACCAGAGGCUGCUGUCACUCAGGGCCCUUUACACAUUUGUGAAUAUUUCUGAAAAUGUAAUGUAUCAAGUGUUUUGGCCUUGCAUCAAUACGUGAAGAGUUUUAGGUCACUUCAAUCAAGAGAGAGAUUUUUAAAACUCUCUCUUGUAAGUAUUAGUGUUAACAGGGGAAAAAGAGCUUUAAGAAACACUGACAUUAUUACCACAACUUGUGCAUUUCAAUUUCCAUCUACAUGUUUUCUACAUACACCAAUUUGGCCAGUUACCCGCUAUGAGUUUAUGCCUGCUUGGGCACUGUUGGAUUUAAUUGCAUCAUACACUUGAAAUAAGAUAUGAACGUGCACAAAGUCUUUUUCAUGGUAUUCAACAUGAGGGAGUAUUUACACACUAGCACCACUAACUACGAUUAUGAGCACAUGAGCCCCCUCUUAAAGAAAUGUGGCCUUUUGUUUUUUCCCAAUUAACAUGAACUUCUCUUUUAUUGUCAUUGCCAACGUUGUCUGUCUUUCAUUUUUCAGGUUGGGAACAUAAAAAAGUCUCGUCCCUCCCGGUCCUCUGAGGAGUUUCUUCGCUUUCGCCUUCCUCCGUCCCCUCCUUUGCCCCUGAAGCAGCAGUCAUGAACUGGUCUGCUCUGGAAGCCCUCCUCAGUGGGGUCAACAAGUACUCCACUGUGUUCGGUCGUGUCUGGCUCUCCAUGGUCUUCGUCUUCAGGGUGAUGGUGUUCGUGGUGGCCGCCCAGAGAGUAUGGGGUGAUGAGAGCAAGGACUUUGUGUGCAACACGGCCCAGCCUGGUUGUGUCAAUGUGUGCUACGACCACAUCUUCCCCAUCUCACACAUCCGCCUGUGGGCCCUGCAGCUCAUCUUUGUCACCUGCCCGUCACUUAUGGUCGUGGGACAUGUGAAGUACCGUGAGAAGAAGGACAUGCAGUACACCGCCUCGCACAAGGGCGCACAUCUGUAUGCCAACCCUGGGAAGAAACGUGGCGGGUUGUGGUGGACAUAUCUGGUAAGUGAAGAAGGGACAGAUAGCCCUAGCUCAUUUAAAAUAAGUAAAUCUGGACAAUAAGUUUCAACUUAUUAUGGAAAUCUUGGUCCUUUUCAGUGCAAACCAAACAAUAAAGUAAGAUAUGUUUCUGGAUGUUGCUACAUGUCGACUGGUGUUGAUGCAGAGUAAUGUGUCUCACUCUAUGGUCCACAUAUGGUCAACUUUGGUUUCUUAAUCAUUAUGAUAGUGAUGACUAAAAUGCCACAAUCAAGGCCUCUAAAAAGUACCUAAGGCUGACCAGAUGGCAGUGCAACAGUGGUGACAUCCACUUCUUUUUUACGGCUCAUAGUCAUACCCUAAUGAGUGACACAGAUGUUUUUGACAAACUGAAUCUGGAAAAUGAUAGCCAUGGAUGAGCGACUGUGCACAGAAGUGCAGAGAUAACAUUGCUAUGACUGUUAAUGAUUUGUUCUCAGUGGAAACAACUGAUUUGACAGCAUCCUAUGCACCUCUCUCUAAACUCUCCAAUCUAGAAAAUGAUCAUCUUGACAUUGUUUAAUAGAUGGAGGGUCAAACUAGCUUGCGCAUUAGUUAUUGUUUCCGGCCUGCAGUGCCUUGUUUAACUGUCCUUUAUCUUUCUUGCAGGUGAGUCUGAUUUUCAAGGCCGGCUUCGACGCUGGUUUCUUGUACAUCCUGUACCACGUCUAUGAAGGAUACGACAUGCCCCGCCUGUCCAAGUGCUCCCUGGAUCCCUGCCCCAACACAGUGGACUGCUACAUAUCCCGCCCAACAGAGAAGAAGAUCUUCACCCUCUUCAUGGUGAUCUCCUCAGCCUUCUGCAUCUUUAUGUGCAUCUGUGAGAUGAUUUACCUCAUCUGCAAACGCGUCCAGAAACUCAUAAAAAGGAAGACUGAAGCAGAGAGGAGGUUGUUCGCAGAGAAUCACGAGAUGACACCGCUGGCAGCACCUAGAUCAUCAAUUAGAGUGGAUCCCACGGUGUCCAUCCAAAACCUUAGUAACAUCAACGAAGAGGAGAAGCCAGCUAAGAAGAAAUAACACACAAUAUGGCAGCAGCCAUGCUGAAAAACUGAGGAAAAUACUAAAGGGACCACUGCAAUCAAAAGCAUUCAUCAGACUAUGAGUGGCUGUUGAACGGCAAAGAGAUUCCUGAUAGAGCUCUUCGUAUAUAUCAUGUUACACACUCAAUGUAAAUAAACCCCUCAAACUGAGGUUACUGAGGGGACCUAAGGGUUUAGAGUAUUUUUUUAGGAUUGAUUUGUGUCAUGAGUUUGUGAAAGUGUCUGUUUGUGUUGUUUUUUUCUGCAUAUAUUGUGUGUCAGUUGUAUGUGUAAGCUAUCAGGUACAUUGUAAAUACAGCUGCAGGGAUGAAAUGUUACAGAAGUUCCCAAAUCAGAUGAAAAACUUUCCCCCAAAUAUACACCAACCCCUAAUGGGUAAAAUGAGAUCAAGCACACAGGGCACUUUCUUUAAGUAGGAACAGAGAAAUCUGCAAAAGGCACCUCAGGGAACAUAUGCAAUAUAAAUCAAAUGCUCUGUGAGGAACUGCUUUGACUUCUGUUGACAUAUUGAGUUGUCACAGUAAUAAAUAAUUGCUUCAUAAACUCCUUCACAUGUAUAACAAAAUUUAUACCAUGGGAAAAAGAAAUAGCCACAAAGAGUUGUUUGAAUGAAGUGAAAUUAAGAUUUUUCAUUGUUUCACGUUUUGUAAGCCUAUUUAUUGUUGUGAUGUAUAAAGUUUUUUUCACGAUUAAUACAAUUUUAAGCGUG